AUGGUGAAGCAUUGGAUGAAUAUCCAAGAGUCCAUUUAUAAGCAGAAAUCCAGGGUUGAUUGGAUUAAGCUUGGGGAUUCCAAUUCUCACUACUUCUUUUCUGUUGUGAAGCACAGACAAGGUAGAAAUAGAAUUGAUUCUAUUUUUACUGAAGAUGAUGUCCUUUUGAAAGAUCCUGAUCUUAUUGAAAAUGAGAUUGUGGGAUUCUAUAAAGGGCUCCUUGGUUCUAGUGCUAGCUCUCUCCCUGCUAUUGGUGAUGAUAAGGCGCCUGGAAUUGAUGGCUUUAAUGCUGUUUUCUUCAAAAAGUCUUGGCCUAUGAUCAAAACUGAUAUUUAUACUGCUAUCUUCUCUUUCUUUGAGACUGGUGUCAUUGCUAAGCAGUGGAAUUAUACAACAAUCACCUUAGUGCCUAAGGUUCAGCAUCCUUCUUAUGUCAGAGAGUUUAGGCCUAUUUCUUGUUGUACCAUGUUGUACAAGCUGAUCUCCAAAGUUCUCACAAACAGGAUUGCUAAAGUGGUGGGGACUGUUAUUGAUGAUGCUCAAGCUGGGUUUAUCCCGGGUAAGCACAUUGGUGACAAUAUUCUCCUGGCUAGUGAAUUGAUUAAAGGCUACUCUCAUAAGUUUGUUUCUCCCAGAUGUAUGAUCAAGAUUGACUUGAGAAAGGCCUAUGACUCUGUUGAAUGGCCUUUUCUGCAGACUGUUCUAGAAGAGUUUGGUUUCCCUCAUUCUGUUGUGAAAUGGAUUAUGACUUGUGUCUGCUCUGUCUCUUACUCUGUGAUGGUUAAUGGCUUUCCUGAUAAACCUUUUUCUGCAAAAAAAGGCCUUAGUCAAGGAGAUCCUAUGUCUCCUUUUCUUUUUGCUCUUUGUAUGGAGUACCUCUCUAGGUGCCUUAAGGAAAUGACUGGGAAUCCUAAUUUCAAUUUUCAUCCUACAUGUGAGAAGUUAGGUAUUACCCAUAUGAUUAAGAGUGAGGUUUAUUUUGGAGGUAUCUCUGAUUCUGAUAAAGAUCAGCUGCAAACUGUUCUUGGUAUGAGUAGAGGUAGUUUGCCUUUUAGAUAUCUUGGGGUGCCCUUGUUACAGCUUAUCAAAAGUGUUCUUUUUGGUAUUCAGGCUUAUUGGGCUCAGAUUUUCAUCCUUCCUAAGAAGAUUCUUAGGGAAAUUGAAGCCAAGUUCAGGGUUUUCUUGUGGACUGGGAAGAACACUUAUACAAAAAAGGCCCCUGUCUCCUGGCAUCGUAUGACUCUUCCUAAGGUUUGUGGUGGCUGGAAUAUUACCUCUCUUGGUGAUUGGAAUAAAGCUGCUAUUUGCAAGAUUUUGUGGGAUCUUGCUCACAAAUCUGACAAUAUGUGGGUGAAAUGGGUGCAUACCUAUUAUUUCAACAAUAGGAAUAUUUGGACUGCCACUAUUCCCAAGAAAUGCUCAUGGGUUUUGAAGAAAAUCUUGACUUGCAAAGAUAUUAUUGAUGAUAUUGGUGGCUGGUCCUCUAUUGUGAAAAAUGGGAAAAUGAGUAUUGCUAAACUCUAUGCCCGGAUCCAACCUCAGGCUCCUACAGUAGAGUGGAAAAGAAGUGUUUUCAAUAACCAAGCCGCUCCUAAGAGUAUUUUCAUUACUUGGUUAGCUUUGCUUGAUAAACUUGCCACUAAGGAUAGAAUUUUUAAGUGGAAUACAAGUUGUGAUCCUAUUUGCUUUUUCUGCCAGAACACUUGUGAAUUCGUCUCUCACCUAUUCUUUUGCUGCCCUUACUCUAAGACUAUUUGGGAACAGAUUUUGAAACUUCUUGAUGUGAAAAAAGCAGUUCAACCUUUUCGCAUUGAACAGCAAUAG
Chenopodium quinoa (quinoa) is the source of this 1824-nucleotide messenger RNA. RefSeq lists its product as uncharacterized. NCBI's taxonomy places the organism in Eukaryota, Viridiplantae, Streptophyta, Magnoliopsida, Caryophyllales, Amaranthaceae. The record is from RefSeq and is a predicted model, not a curated record. The transcript has 4 exons. The coding region runs from base 1 to 1824 and encodes 607 amino acids.